ACUAAUAACUUGUAUGCCUGCAAACGGUACGACGAUGACUUGGCUAUAAAUGUCUGAAUCGACGUUCAGGCAAUUACUAUUUCUACUGCGUAGGCCUUCCCAAAGCAGCACAGACCUUGAGGCUUGAAGAGAGGAGAUCGGAUUUGUCGGGGGUCAAAGGUCUAGAAUAAGUUUUAAAAUCUCGGUUACGAAGUAAGAUUAGGUAAUGCUGCACCGAUAGUACGAAGUUAACCUCCGUCGGAACAAGUUGAACAUGUUCGGUGACUCGCUCGAUGUCUCUGCGCCCUAAACUCUUCGUUGAAUCUGUGAAGAAAGUUAAGACGAAAUGUUAAAUACACAUUCGGUGGUUUUUCCCAUCCUUGCCGCGGUAGGGAUUAUAGUAGCCACAGCAUGGGCGGCAAAAGUUUACAUAUCCAAAGGAAAAUCCGGAGGUCGCAAGAAGAGGUCUUCGCCAGUUACUCUUGUUGAUCCAACGACAAAGUACCCGUUGCCAUUAUCAGAAAAAGAAGUACUAAGCCAUGACACACGUCGCUAUCGGUUUCAACUUCCAUCGUCUCAACACAUUCUGGGCCUUCCUACCGGACAGCACAUUCAUCUCUCAGCCAAGAUCGGAGGAGAUGUAGUGAUCAGAGCUUAUACGCCUGUAUCAAGUGAUGAAGAUCAUGGCUUUGUAGAUCUCGUCGUCAAGGUGUAUUUCAAAAAUGUCCACCCGAAAUUCCCUGAUGGUGGCAAAAUGUCGCAAUAUUUGGAAAGUCUGAAAAUUGGCGACACUAUCGAUUUCCGUGGUCCUUCUGGCCGCCUUGUUUACAACGGGGCUGGCAGUUUCUCCAUAAAGGUUCUCAGGAAAGAUCCGCCAGUACAACAUUCCGUUAAGAAGUUGGCUAUGAUCGCUGGAGGAACCGGUAUCACGCCGAUGCUGCAGCUAAUCCGUCAGAUAACCAAGGAUCCGUCGGACGAUACUCAACUCGCUUUGUUAUUCGCAAACCAAACGGAAAAGGACAUAUUAUUACGAGAUGAAUUGGAAACGGUUGCAAAGGCGCAUCCUCAACAGUUUAAACUUUGGUAUACGCUUGAUACGAGUAGCGAAGGUUGGCAGUACAGUACUGGCCACAUAAACGCGGAUAUGAUAUCAAAGCAUCUCUUCCCCCCAUCUGAUGACACUAUCGUUCUGAUGUGCGGCCCUCCUCCCAUGAUAAACUUUGCCUGCAAUCCGAAUCUGGAUAAACUCGGUUAUGACGCUAAGCUCAGGUUUGCUUAUUAAUUAUGUUACGGUUACGAAACUAUUCUACACGUUCUCCCACUUGAAUCUCUAGCGAGAAGUAUAUUUUGUGUAAUCACUACCGUUAAAACUGUACGUAAUAUUCGGGGUUUGUUGCGAAUACGGACCCCCGUUGUUUUGCCGUUGAUUUCUUUCAAUUUCAAAUGAUCCGUCGUAGGUAGCGAACCUUGAUUCAGUGCAUCAUUCGGUAUGAUUGUACAAAGUAUAUAGCCUUUGUAGAAUUGUUGCGUAUUGUAGACAAUCGUUAGUAAUUGUGAAAAAAAUAAAAUCGAGUAAAACUUGAA
Neodiprion fabricii is the source of this 1563-nucleotide messenger RNA. Its product is annotated as NADH-cytochrome b5 reductase 2. The record is from RefSeq and is a predicted model, not a curated record. NCBI's taxonomy places the organism in Eukaryota, Metazoa, Arthropoda, Insecta, Hymenoptera, Diprionidae. Gene Ontology annotation, cellular component: mitochondrion. The transcript is spliced from 5 exons. Bases 326 to 1261 code for a protein of 311 amino acids. Gene Ontology annotation, molecular function: FAD binding; oxidoreductase activity.